AUGGCCCAAAAAGCUUUUGGGUGGGCCGCCAGGGACCCCUCCGGAAUUCUCUCUCCCUUCCAUUUCUCCCGCAGAGAAAAUGGUGAUGAUGAUGUUACAGUGAAGAUACUUUAUUGUGGAGUAUGUCACUCCGACUUGCAUACUUUGAAGAAUGAAUGGGGAUUCACAAAAUACCCCAUUAUCCCUGGGCAUGAAAUUGUUGGUUUCGUGACAGCAGUUGGCAGUAGUGUCCAUAAGUUCAAGGUUGGUGACCGAGUUGGAGUUGGGGUGAUCGUAGGCUCCUGUCAAACAUGUGACAUCUGUGAACAGAACUUGGAGAACUAUUGUCCCAAAAUGAUAUUUAUCUACAACUCCACAGACCAUGAUGGUAUAAAUACCUAUGGCGGUUACUCUGAUAUGAUAGUUGUUCAUCAGCACUUCGUUCUUCAAUUUCCUGAAAACCUACCAUCUGAUGCUGGGGCACCUUUAUUAUGUGCUGGAAUCACUGUAUACAGCCCGAUUAAGUACUAUGGUAUGACCGAACCAGGCAAACAUUUGGGUGUUGCUGGAUUGGGUGGCCUUGGUCACAUUGCUGUGAAGAUUGGAAAGGCUUUCGGGUUAAAAGUUACUGUCAUCAGCACCUCUCCAAAGAAGGAAGAUGAGGCCAUCAAGAAGCUUGGUGCGGAUACUUUCGUUUUAAGUAGCGAUCCUGCAAAAUUGAAGGCCGAAACGAUGUCCAUGGCAGCAGCAGAGAAGCUCACUAGUACCGAAGAUGAAGAAAAUAAUAUUGCCAUGGAAAGUAGUAAAGUAGCAGAGAAGCUCGAUCAGGAGAAGAAGAGAAAGAACCAAAACUCCAUUCUCAAGCCAAAGAAGAAAAAGUAUAGGUCCAUUCAUAAUCUUUACUUGGAAACAAAUCCCAUCAACCUUUAA
Messenger RNA from Solanum tuberosum (potato), 909 nucleotides. RefSeq names its product probable mannitol dehydrogenase. The record is from RefSeq and is a predicted model, not a curated record. NCBI's taxonomy places the organism in Eukaryota, Viridiplantae, Streptophyta, Magnoliopsida, Solanales, Solanaceae. The coding region runs from base 1 to 909 and encodes 302 amino acids. Gene Ontology annotation, molecular function: zinc ion binding; oxidoreductase activity, acting on the CH-OH group of donors, NAD or NADP as acceptor. The transcript has 4 exons.